Capsella rubella is the source of this 2174-nucleotide messenger RNA. RefSeq names its product GBF-interacting protein 1-like. NCBI's taxonomy places the organism in Eukaryota, Viridiplantae, Streptophyta, Magnoliopsida, Brassicales, Brassicaceae. Gene Ontology annotation, cellular component: nucleus. The record is from RefSeq and is a predicted model, not a curated record. The coding region runs from base 179 to 1903 and encodes 574 amino acids. The transcript is spliced from 9 exons.
AUGAAGUUACGGACAGAGUAGUUGGGAAGCGGUACAAAACAGUAAUAAUAAUACAAUACGGAGGACUCUCGCUUUUCUAGUUUUCUCGCUCGCUCGCGCUUCCAAUUUCAAUUUUGCUUUCUCUCUCCUCCCGCUUCUCUGCUUCUUCUUCUUCUUCUUCAUCCCCUUGUUUUACACCAUGAGCUCCGAUGGCGGCUCCUCUAGGGUUUCGAUUCCCCACCAUCUCCGCAAAACCCUUCAGAGCAUCAGAGAGAUUACUGGCAAACAACACUCCGACGAGGAUAUCUUCGCUGUCUAUAAGGAUUCCUUCAAUGAUCCUGACGAGACCGCUCAGAAGCUCCUCUUUUUAGAUACGUUUCAUGAGGUGAAAAGUAAAAAGGAGAAAAGGAAAGAGAAUAUAGUGCCAAUUAUCCAAGCAAGUGGCAGAGGUGGUCGGAGGAACUUUGCUUCUAGUAACACUUAUCAAGGCAAUGGAAGAAGUGCAUCUUUUAAAAGGGCAAAUGGAGCUAAUCAUGCAACAGGAGGUUCUAGAACUGCUCUACCUGCCACUAACAAAGCAGGGAACAUCGCUGUACCUACUGAAAUUAAGGAUUCUGAUGCUACUAGUCUUCCGAGUAAAGUCAGCAAUCAUAAAGUUCAAGAUGAUGUUUCUUUGAUAUCUACAUCUCAUUGCAGUAGCCAGUCAGUCACAGAAAUUGAGACUGUGUUCAAUAAAGGCAAAACUCAUUCGCUUCCCAAGUCAGAUGCUAGCGAACGAUGUCACGUAACAUUUCCUUUCCACCUUCAGGAUGCCAAAGCACUGCAAAAUGGUCUGACAUUUGGCAGUUUUGAUUCCAAUUUUGUGAACGAGGUAUCUUCUACCAAUGGUGCUAGUGGCGGAGGUGACUCAAAUUUGGAGUCGUCUCAUGGGACAGGGGAUGGUGAGAGAGAACCUUCUCCCACUUCCAAUGGUGUUCCUGGGGUUGCUUCUGCCAGAGAAGAAGCAUCAACUUUUUCUGAAGAUAAGGAUCAUGAAAUUUCAAAUUUGGCACCUGAAGCUGAGCUGAUUGUGCACUCCGAUCACAAUGUCCCACCUGUAGAAGAAGUAUUAAAGGAGGAAGAUUUAUCAAACACACAAACUCAUCAAAUUGCUUAUGGUCAACAAGCUCCACUCAGUAUGUUUGGUCUUGUCCCCUCUAUAUCUGCAUUAGGCCAACAUUUAAACACAGAAGCAGCAGAGACUCAGACCGGAAAUUCCAAUGCUGCAGCUAUUGCAUUAGUAUCCUAUCCUCCAGACCAGGGUUCCAUUGCAGCAGCCUCUCAACAGGCAAAUCUUUAUAGGCAGCAAUACCCUCCCAAUUUUUUCCCUUACGGUCCAUAUUACUCACCGUAUUAUAUGCCACCGCCAUACAUUCACCAAUUUGUGAGCCCAAAUGGGAUCCCUCAGCAGUCUUAUUUCCCACCAGGAGCUGCUCUAACAGCACCUUCUCAUGUAGGACCAGUAGGCAACACCGAAAAUCCUUCCCAGGCAAACCUAUCCCUACACGCUUCUCCCACGGUUGCAACACAAAUCCCAACUGCAACCGCCUUAAAUUCUAUCCAUAGUGAAGAAAAUGCAUCACCCAUGACUGAAAGUGCAGCUCCAUGGAUUGGGCAGGGAUUUGGCAACCUGCAGGUAAAUCCAAUGUAUAACUUAGCACUCCAAGGUCAGCCACUCAGUUUUCCAGUCGUGCAGGGUGGUCAUGGCGGCCUCAUGGGAAUACACCAGCCAACACUGCCCAUGACCGCUGCUGCUUCAACUACAUAUCAGACCUUACCGCCAGGGCCACACACAACAACGUCUAUGGCUGAACCCAUAGGAAACCCGCACAUCACUUAUCAGCAACAUCAAGCUGCCCUAACAAAUUGGGUCAACAACUAUUAGGUCAAGGGUCAAGGGAAGCAGCUAUAAAGUUUCACAUCAAACAAGUAAAAGAGAUGUUAAAGUCUGGAUUUUUGGGUGUAAAUACUUAGGAACAAUCAUCCCCAGAGAAAGUUAGGUUGGCAAUUACAAAAGGAAAAAGAUGUGCAUCAAAAUAGCAAACCUUUUGCCCUACUUUUUGUUGUUGUGAGACUACAGAAAAUACAUAAAAAUGUUUGGGAAUAUCCCUAUGGAAUAGAUUUGUGAAGAUGGCAUGGCCGCCUCUCUAUAUUCA